Messenger RNA from Trichoplusia ni (cabbage looper), 2435 nucleotides. Its product is annotated as E3 ubiquitin-protein ligase listerin-like. Gene Ontology annotation, cellular component: RQC complex; cytosol. Bases 173 to 2098 code for a protein of 641 amino acids. The transcript has 11 exons. Gene Ontology annotation, biological process: rescue of stalled cytosolic ribosome; ribosome-associated ubiquitin-dependent protein catabolic process. The record is from RefSeq and is a predicted model, not a curated record. Gene Ontology annotation, molecular function: ribosomal large subunit binding; ubiquitin protein ligase activity. Lineage: Eukaryota; Metazoa; Arthropoda; Insecta; Lepidoptera; Noctuidae.
CAGCUGUCAUUGUCAAGUACCUAGUAAAUAUAACACCAAACCUGCCAAGUGGCUGUUACUGGGCAAUAAUUACUGUAGUAAAUUACCUUUAAAUUGUAUAUAGUGUAAACAUUCGUCAUAAUAUUUCUGUGACCAAUCUAAAAUUACACAUAAAUAGUUGUUAAAUGACAAAAUGGGUGGUAAGACUAAACAAAGCCAACGAACUAAAAACAAUGUUAGGCCUUCAAGCAGCAGCCGCAGUGCUGGGCUGCUUAGUAGUGGAGUGAACCUCGAUGGAGGUCUUAUGACUUUGAGCAGCGGGAAAACUGUUCCUCAGUUGUUUCCCACACUUGCUGCUACUAAUCUAGAGCAAGGCCUUACUCCUGAGUUUCAGAUCUGCAUCAAGAAGCUUAAUAAGAAAGAUCCUAUAACACGAGCAAAGGCUCUGCAGGAGUUGUGUGAACUUGUAAAUAGUACAGAUGUGAAUGAUGUUGUAGCAGCUCUCCCUAGCUGGGCACAUUUCUACAAAAUACUGUCAGCCGACACAGAUCGCAAAGUCAGAGAACUUACUCAGGUGUGCCAGGGCGCGCUAGUGCGCGUGUGCGGGCGGCGCGUGGCCCCGCAUUUGAAGGCGCUGCUGCCGGCCUGGCUGGCCGCGCAGCACGACGCGCACGCGCCCGCGCAGGCCGCCGCCGCGCACGCGCUCAAGAGCACAUUCCCUGACAACAAGUUACCGGAAGUGAUAUCAUUCUGUAAGGCGGAGGUGAUGGCGCACCUGCUCGACAGCCUAAUUGGCAAUGCUGAAAGUGUUGUCACAAAAAGAAUAGAGAACGCAGAAGACCGCGAACUUCAGAUGAAUCGAAUCAAGACGAGCAGUCUGCAGGGCUUAGAAUACUUCUUGGAGCAUUUGCCCGCCGCGCACGACGAGUGGCUGUGGGCAGAGCUGGGGCCGCUGCUGCAGGCCGGCGCCUUCUGGAAGCUGGCGCAGGGCGCGGACCAGGUGCGCGGCGCGUGGUACGCGGCGGCGGGCCGCCUGCUGGCGCGCUUCCCGGCCGCCUUCGGGCCCGCACACGGCGCGCGCCUGCUGCGCCUGCUGCUGGACGGCGCGCACCAGCCCGCCGCCGCCGCCGCGCCGCCGCUCUGGGGCUGUCUGCUGCAGCUCAUGCGCCACGCGCAGCCCCCCACCCCCCACCCCCCACACCCUCACGGCGCGCGCCUGCUGCGCCUGCUGCUGGACGGCGCGCACCAGCCCGCCGCCGCCGCCGCGCCGCCGCUGUGGGGCUGUCUGCUGCAGCUCAUGCACCACGCGCAGGACUGGCCAGCAUAUUUAGACAAAAAAGAGUUGCUAGUCAAAAGAAUACUGGAUGUCUUAGAAAAUGGGGGGUGGGGUGAUGCGAGGCAUUUGUCGAACAUGCUCCUACCGCUGCUAGCACAUUUGCCGCAGGAUUUACUAACCAAGGAAUUUUAUGAGACAUUCUUCAAAGCAGUGUUUUCUGGAUUAGAUAAGAAAAACAUAUUAAAUUCUAAAAGUGAGCGUCAAGCAUGGAUUACGAGCUUAGCCGAGUGUUUAAGAUACCUAUCUAUACAAGAGCAUAGCUUUGUCCUGGAGAUCACCACGAGUGUGCACAGGCAGUGGCUCGAGAGGGUACUCUCGACGCAGCAGGACGGACAGACCAGGACCAACCUUAUAAAAUGCUCGGCUACCAAUAUGGCUUCCCUUGUUAAAUAUUGGCUAAAACAAUCCACAGAAGUAAACAACGAAAAGUAUGAUCAGCUCAUCAGAAACUUUUGGCAGAAUGUCAGUUCUUCAGUUUUGACACAAAUCGAUAAAUGUAGCUUCGAUGAUAAUGAAAUAGAAAGGUGUAUUGAGGGACACAUACUGUUAUUGCAAACUCUAAAGACGGCAUUCACCCAGGACACUAAGAAACAGCUGAGCAUUAAGUUCGACGGUGACGAGCCGACGGUGAGGGAGCGCGCGCCCCCCUCGCCGCCCCUCCCCCGGGACCGCGCCCCCUGCGCCCCCCGCGCCCCCUGCACAGUCCGCGUUGGCGCCGCGCUACACGCACUGCCUGCACCACACUCUGCACACGAUAUGCGCGCAUUACUUUCAAACAGCUGAACAGAAACAAGUAGCGGACCCUAUUUUAACACCUUUGCUUACAUUACUAAAUGACUUUGACAGUGAAAAUCUAUAUAUGGCCAUAGCCAGACAAUUUGAUGUGGAUAGUGUGUACAAGCUGUAUGAAAAAGUUUUAAGUACAUGGCUAACCAAAGAUGCUAUGUGCAGCAAGUCAGUCGUUGACGUCGUAUUUUUAGCAAUGAAAUAUAUGUCUGAAGAGGAGCAAGACGCUACGUACGGGUCCUUUGAAAAGAUGUCCUGGCAGACGGUGGAGUGGUGCCUGGCGGUGAGCGCGCGGCACCCCGCCGUGACGCGCGCGGCGGCGCGGCGCUGGCUG